This is a messenger RNA of Gadus macrocephalus (Pacific cod), 1710 nucleotides long. Its product is annotated as mucin-3B-like. The coding region runs from base 433 to 1710 and encodes 425 amino acids. The record is from RefSeq and is a predicted model, not a curated record. The transcript is spliced from 11 exons. NCBI's taxonomy places the organism in Eukaryota, Metazoa, Chordata, Actinopteri, Gadiformes, Gadidae.
UAGUCUCUGUGCUACAGUGGGCUGUAGUAAUACAAUCCUUUGUUGGAGUUGGUUUUGGAUAAAGGAAUCUCCCCAAUCGGAUGAUUGAGAUUAGUUCAAUAAAACAUUAACUCCAGGAAGUGCUGGAAAGGUUUUAAUUCCUGCCAGCGAGGGGAAUAUCCAGGGUCCUGCACACACUGCCGUCCCAGCCGGUGAAGGACUGUUCCAGCGCAGGGGAGCAGAUAAACCAGUCCGACAGGUGUGAACCGUAGCAUAGCGUAUCUCAGGAGGCGUUUCUCUCAGUGGACAGUGUGCCGCCACACACCAUCCAGUCCUCCGUGCAGCUUCGAGGAGCCGAAGAUCCACCAGCAGACGCUUCUUGAUUCUGUGUUUCCCUUCUUAUGGUGAGGGUGUGAUCAAGCCUCAGCCAAGAAACCUCCAUUAAAGACAGAGAUGGCGACGUUGACCCUGGGGCUGUCGGCAUGCAGCCUCCUCCUGCUCUACCUCAUCCUGGAGUCUAGGGAGUCCUUUACAGCUUUGGCUGGCUGGAGACCAGAGGACAUUCCUCCGAAAGAGAUGUUACGCCAGAAAAGAGCGGCACCAGAUGAGGCGACGUUUAACUGGACGUACGUGAUCGACAUCGAAGUGAACGGUUCCUCCGGCCUCAUAGCCGCACUGAACAACAUCAGCCUCCCGGUCCAACUCAACAACAUUACCCAGAUCAGCCAGAUUCAGGUCACCACAGCAUGCACGCCGGUGGGCGCGGGUGAGCAGUGCCGCUGCCAGGAAGGGUUCGCCUGGCCAAUCGAGAGCUGCCUGGCCCACGGCGCCUGUGAUGUCAUCGCCGAGGGUGUCUGCACCUGCAUCAACGGCCGCCCCGCCGACGGGCAGUCCUGUCAACCAAUCGAAUCACUGCAGGCGGAGGUGGUGUUGGAGGUGGUGGUGGAGCUCCACCUCAUAGACCUGGCCACCCUGGAGACUCUCCGCGCCCGGCUGGAGAACAGCAGCUUCCCGCUGGCCCUCAGUCCUGCUGUCGAGAUCACGGACAUCAACAUCACCACAGUUUGCUCUCCAUUCGGGGCUGGGUUCCAAUGCACAUGUGAGGAUCCGUAUCGCUGGCCAUGUGACAAGUGUCUUCUGCAUGGGUCAUGUGACAACAUCACUGAUGAGACGUGUGGAUGCAUCAAUGCCCUUCCCCCUGAUGAAGAAUACUGCCAGCUCUCCCAACUCAUCAAUACAACUUGUCCUUUCACGACUUCUGUACCUCCGUCCACCACUUCUCCACCUCCAUCUACCACUUCUCCACCUCCAUCUACCACUUCUCCACCUCCAUCAACCACUUCUCCACCUCCGUCAACCACUACUCUACCUCCAUCAACCACUUCUCCACCUCCAUCAACGACUUCUCCAGCUCCAUCAAUCACUUCUCCAACUCCAUCAACAAGUCCUCCAGUGGUCUAUGAGUACCUGACUACUAUCGAGCUGCAAACCACAAAUGUUACAGUGAUAGAGGAACUGAGGAUUAUCCUGGAUAACAUCAGCUACCCCUUCCCCAUCGACAGCAACAUACUGAUCUCUGAGGUCAACAUCACCACAGUUCCCAUCGGGCCACCAGAGGAACCUGAAGAGAUCCGUGUCUUCAUUGCUGACUCUGAUCUGGUGGAACAUGGCCUCCACAUCAGCCAUAACAGCCACACUCUCUUGUCGAAACCUCGUAAGGACCCCCAGUAG